AAACGAACCUGCACUCUUAUAUCCUUCAUCCAAGCAAACCGACGAUGCCAUCAUCUCAUUCCAUCAAGACGCUCCUCAAAGGACAUGCUUCUUCGGAACAGGUCCCGGAUAGUAAGACCAGUAGCGCCCCAGCACCAGCCAGCGCCCUUGCCCCUGUCGAUCACCGUGUAAACGAAGCGCAUGCAAAAGAUAAGACGCUCAGCAAUGCAGCCAAAAGUCAGGGUACACAACUAGAGACACAGGUACAGGAAAAAGGUGUACAAGACAAAGCCUCGGACUUCAUACUGUCGACGCCAGGAUCUCGGAAACGGUCAAUCCUGCUCAACAUGAUGCUACCACCGGAGGCGCCUCCGGUUGACGCCAACCUUGCCCUACCACCAGUCCUCCUCUUCCCACCCAUGAUCGAGCCCCAAUACAACGCUACAACAAUCCUGGAGCGUGAAAUAUCUGCAGAUACCGCAGUGGCAACGCCUGAAAACACAACUGAAUCUACUUCAACAGCGCGUUCAUUACGGUCGUGGGUAAGGGGCAGCAACAAUGAUGGGCGUAUUACAAAGCGCAACAAUCAUGCUGUUCCCGUCAAGCGUGGAUCAGAUGACCCAGGGGUAAAGUGCAAGGAGGGCAUCAUCAUGGAUGUAAAUAUUGUCCAUUCUGAGACCACCACUGUCAUGUCGAAAUCAAGUCAUGUUCGGACGUGGAUCUCGAAGAUAGCUCGCACUGUCUCUGAGAACCGAGAUGGAGGGGAGACAGGAAACGAAAAGAAGCAGGCAGUUAUAGGUGGCGCUAGUACGACCAAUGUAUCGACAAUGCAGGGCCAGGAGCAACAACAGACCAUUUCGCUACCAGCGUCAACUUCAUCCUCAGUCUUAUCAGCUCCAGUGAAAUCGCUUAGUGGCGGUACGGAAGGAACUAUCACAACGACGACGACGACAACUGUACAACAGCAAGAGAUUGUACACCAAGAAAUCCAUCAAAAGACACGAUCGGUGGCCCUUGUGAAUGUCAAUGUCUCGAUACAGGACGUUUUUGGGCUGGGCAAGAUCCUGGAGAUGGUGCUGGCGCUAUCUCAUGCUCACGGUGCGUUCCUGCGCCGACAGCCCUUCUGGCUGCAGUGCGUGAUCAUGGGCUGGGAAGGGAUUCUUGUAAUGCUGUUGGUCUGGGGUUUGCUACGUAUCGUGGGCCUAGCUGAGGUGGUUGUCUGGGGGGCCGAUGACCUGGUUCGCGGAACGCUGUCAACAGUCCAAACCGUCGGCAGGGUAUUGGCAACAUACUUUUCGCAUUAGACCCUGUCAUUAUCAAUAAGAAAGUGUUUGCAAGGUGUUAGCGGGGUUCCCUCCACGUUACUCACUUAGAUACCUACAACUU
This is a messenger RNA of Gamsiella multidivaricata, 1365 nucleotides long. RefSeq lists its product as uncharacterized. The record is from RefSeq and is a predicted model, not a curated record. The transcript is spliced from 2 exons. The coding region runs from base 45 to 1283 and encodes 412 amino acids. Lineage: Eukaryota; Fungi; Mortierellomycota; Mortierellomycetes; Mortierellales; Mortierellaceae.